AUGUUUUCAUCGAUUUUUUAUAUAUCAAUUCUUAUAAGUGUUCGGAAGUUGACAAAUCUCACUUCUAGAGUUACAAUAACUCAAGCUGAGAAAUCAAUAAUUUAUCAAACUUUGAUUUUAUUGAUUGUGAAAUCGAUAUCUAUUCCAACGCUUUUAAUCUCAUCUGAACUAUUUGUUGAAAUCGAUUUCGAUUUGAAUUUGGUUUUGAAUAAGGUAAUCUACAUACCGUGGCGAAAUUUCAGAACCAAAAAAAAAUUGUGAUUUCAGAUUUACUACCCCUUAUUUUUCAUUGAUGUGUUAACAACUCCAAUUAUUUUUCAAAUCACAUAUAUUUUCUGCAACAAAACAAAUCUGGAAAACUUGCUGAAAUUGAACUUUAGAAAAUUGAAAACUUGGUUGAUUAUUUGUUGUGGAGCAUCUUCGAAUAGUAUUGAUUACCAAAUUGAGUUGCCUAAUUUGAGCAGUGAUUUGAGUUUGAGUACAACAUAA
This is a messenger RNA of Caenorhabditis angaria, 489 nucleotides long. The record is from the annotation of a GenBank genome assembly. Lineage: Eukaryota; Metazoa; Nematoda; Chromadorea; Rhabditida; Rhabditidae.